This is a messenger RNA of Penicilliopsis zonata CBS 506.65, 764 nucleotides long. RefSeq lists its product as hypothetical. Gene Ontology annotation, cellular component: ribosome; cytosolic large ribosomal subunit. Lineage: Eukaryota; Fungi; Ascomycota; Eurotiomycetes; Eurotiales; Aspergillaceae. The transcript has 4 exons. The record is from RefSeq and is a predicted model, not a curated record. The coding region runs from base 33 to 587 and encodes 184 amino acids. Gene Ontology annotation, molecular function: RNA binding; structural constituent of ribosome. Gene Ontology annotation, biological process: translation.
CCAACCCACGAUAUCCGACAGUCUCAGCAGCCAUGGGUAUCGAUUUGGACCGUCACCAUGUGCGCGGCACCCAUCGCAAGGCGCCCAAGAGCGACAAUGUCUACCUGCAGGUCCUGGUGAAGCUGUACCGCUUUCUCGCCCGCCGCACGGAGUCCAACUUUAACAAGGUCGUUCUCCGCCGUCUUUUCAUGUCGAGGAUCAAUCGCCCCCCGGUUUCCCUGUCGCGUAUCGCUUCGAAUGUGACGGAGUCUCAGAAGGGUAAGACCGUUGUCAUCAUCGGCACGGUCACUGACGAUAACCGACUCCUCACGACCCCCAAACUGUCCGUUGCCGCCCUUCGCUUCACCGCAACCGCCAGGGCCAGGAUUGAGAAGGCAGGUGGUGAAGCUCUGACGCUCGAUCAGCUCGCUCUUCGUGCUCCCACUGGCGCCAACACUCUUCUCCUCCGUGGUCCCAAGAACGCCCGUGAAGCCGUGAAGCAUUUCGGAUUUGGUCCUCACAGCCACAAGAAACCCUAUGUGCGGAGCAAGGGCAGGAAGUUCGAGCGGGCUCGUGGUCGCAGAAGGUCUCGUGGCUUCAAGGUUUAGAGCAACAAAAGUCGAGAAUUUGAAUUGGAGCACAUGGUUCUGUCAGCUGUUUCGAGGCUUUUAUCGGUUCUGAAAAAAAAGACUUUGCUGAGUGAUCUUCUGACAGCUGUUCCGGUCCUCGUUCUGCGUGUGGUAGCAGCCGGACUCUCGUCCUUAACUAGUACACUAUUUUGUUGG